UAUGUAUAUAUACCUCCUCAAAACCUAAUCAAAUCCUCACACCUGGGAGUUUUAUUUCUCCCCCCGCCAUCAGAUUCUAUUUUUUCCUCCAAUUCGUCGGAAACCCUAAAUCUGCCAUCUUCCUCCGUUUUCCCUAUUCCAUCACAGAUCUUCUUCUACUCAAUUUUCCGCAUCCUUAAAGAUUGAUAAUGGUUUCGGACGCUAGCAAGAAGAAGGCUGCUCAGAAGAAGGCUGCCGCAGCAGCAAAAAGAGGAGGAAAGGCUGCCGCUUCAUCUAAGGCGGCGGCAACAACUGCUCAAAGUGUUGAUAAGAUCUCCAAUGGUGUUGCCGAUUUUCAGAUAUCUGAUCGCACUUGUGCUUCUGUUCUCUGUUCUCAUCCUUUAUCAAGAGAUGUUAGGAUAGAGUCUUUAUCAGUUACUUUCCAUGGACAUGAUCUGAUAGUUGACUCAGUACUGGAGCUGAACUAUGGAAGGCGUUAUGGUUUAAUGGGUUUAAAUGGUUGUGGAAAAUCUACCCUUCUUACCGCAAUAGGAUUACGAGAGCUUCCGAUUCCUGAGCACAUGGAUAUCUAUCAUUUGUCUAGAGAGAUUGAGGCUUCUGACAUGUCUGCCCUUGAGGCUGUAAUAAGCUGUGAUGAGGAAAGGGUGAAGCUAGAAGAAGAGGCUGAAAUUUUAUCAGCUCAGGAAGAUGGAGGUGGGGACAGACUUGAACGUAUAUAUGAACGUCUGGAAGCUCUCGAUGCAUCUACAGCUGAGAAGCGCGCAGCUGAAAUUCUGCAUGGUCUUGGUUUUAGCAAGAUGAUGCAACAAAAGAAGACAAAAGAUUUUUCUGGAGGUUGGAGAAUGAGGAUUGCAUUGGCACGGUCGUUGUUUAUGAAUCCCACUAUUUUACUGCUGGAUGAACCCACAAAUCACCUUGACCUUGAAGCUUGUGUUUGGCUUGAGGAGAAUCUGAAGAACUUUAGUCGCAUUCUGGUCGUCGUUUCACACUCCCAAGAUUUCUUGAAUGGUGUGUGCACAAAUAUUAUACACAUGCAAAGCAAGAAGUUGAAGUUCUACACUGGUAACUAUGAUCAGUAUGUUCAAACCCGUUCUGAACAUGAGGAAAAUCAAAUGAAACAAUACAAAUGGGAGCAGGACCAAAUAGCUAACAUGAAGGAGUACAUUGCUCGGUUUGGUCACGGGUCAGCUAAGUUGGCUCGUCAAGCACAAAGCAAGGAAAAAACACUAGCGAAGAUGGAGAGGGGAGGGCUGACAGAAAAGGUUGCUAGAGAUCAUGUUUUAACUUUCCGUUUCACAGAUGUCGGGAAGCUUCCCCCUCCAGUUUUGCAGUUUGUGGAAGUGUCAUUUGGCUAUACUCCAGAGAAUAUUCUUUACAAAAACCUUGAUUUUGGCGUGGACCUUGACUCUAGGAUUGCUUUGGUGGGGCCCAAUGGUGCUGGGAAAAGUACGCUUCUAAAGCUGAUGACAGGCGAUUUAGUUCCUCUUGAAGGCAUGGUGAAGCGUCACAAUCACUUAAAAAUUGCCCAGUACCAUCAGCAUCUUGCAGAGAAGCUUGACCUGAAUAUGUCGGCUCUCCUAUACAUGAUGCGAGAAUAUCCCGGAAAUGAAGAAGAGAGAAUGAGGGCAGCAAUAGGGAAGUUCGGGCUAUCUGGAAAAGCGCAGGUAAUGCCCAUGAAAAAUUUGUCUGAUGGGCAGCGUAGCAGAGUUAUUUUUGCCUGGCUGGCUUACCGUCAGCCUCAUAUGUUGUUGCUCGAUGAACCGACUAAUCACUUAGAUAUUGAGACUAUUGAUUCAUUGGCCGAGGCUUUGAAUGAGUGGGAUGGAGGCAUGGUUCUUGUAAGUCACGAUUUCAGGCUUAUAAACCAGGUGGCUCAUGAGAUAUGGGUAUGCGAGAAUCAGACAGUCAGCCGUUGGGAAGGCGAUAUUAUUGCCUUCAAAGAGCAUCUUAAGAGGAAAGCUGGAUUAUCUGACUGAAGCCGAUGAUUAGCGAUGCAGCUUAAAAGAUUUGAUGAAACAUUUAUGAUUAUAACUUAUGUGCCUCGACACUCAGUUGUGCUUCAAUGUGUUUAGCUCUGUUCCGACAUCACAGUCAUGGCUUUUUUUAUCAUUCUCGAGCCAUGAAAUUUUGAGCAUAACUGUUUUUGAGUCUAGGUAAUUUUUGGCUUUGUUUUUUUACCUUUGCGAAUACCUUAUAAAACAUUUUUAGUAGUUAGUUGAUGAGAUUUUGUCUUAUAAACGAGAUCAUUUGUCAACUCUUAUGUUUAAGAUUCGUUAUUAAGAUUAUUUUUUCUCUA
Molecule: messenger RNA, 2296 nt
Organism: Amaranthus tricolor (Joseph's coat)
Lineage: Eukaryota; Viridiplantae; Streptophyta; Magnoliopsida; Caryophyllales; Amaranthaceae
Product: ABC transporter F family member 1
Exons: 6
Coding region: 189-1976 (595 amino acids)
Molecular function (GO): ATP binding; ATP hydrolysis activity
Source: RefSeq, a predicted model, not a curated record